GUCUUCUUCCUUCUACCUCUUUCAUCCCUACCAGCUACCUAGCUCGUGUGCGCCAUCUGGAUCUGAAUCUAGCCCCCUCCUCCGUCCCUAUAUAUAAGCCCACCCGUUGCCGAGGAGAAAUCAUUGGCCAGAGUGAGAGUUCAGCAACACUCCUUCACUACACCUCGUUCACUUCCAACGAUCUCCAGUUCUCCACACCACAGAGAGAGGGAGAGAGAGUGUGUGUGUGUUGAAGCAAAGAUGAAGCUUAUGGGGAAGAGCCAGAGGAGUGGAGGAGGCUUGAGCAGGAGCCUCAAGGAACACAGGGCCAGGCUCUACAUCAUCCAGCGCUGCGUCGUCAUGCUCCUCCGCUGGCACGACUGACUCCCUCGCUCCAUGGAUGGAUCCGUCCUUCCAUUCCAUGGAUGGUGUUUGAAGCAAAGAUAUACUUUUUGGUUUUGGGUCUGUGAUUGUGCUGUGCCACAAUGGUGUCGGCAGGUAGUACUUGUACAUAAGAGGCGAGUUAAAUUAUAGAAGUAGAAGUAGCAGCAAAGCAAUAGCGACCCUUCAGCAGGUGUAUCCCAUUGUACAAUUACAUCAGUGCCGAAUACUGGAAUGCAAUAUAUCAGCUGAAAGAUAAGGAAUCAUUGGACCAA
Triticum urartu is the source of this 635-nucleotide messenger RNA. The record is from RefSeq and is a predicted model, not a curated record. Lineage: Eukaryota; Viridiplantae; Streptophyta; Magnoliopsida; Poales; Poaceae.